Symbiodinium pilosum is the source of this 1008-nucleotide messenger RNA. NCBI's taxonomy places the organism in Eukaryota, Dinophyceae, Suessiales, Symbiodiniaceae. The record is from the annotation of a GenBank genome assembly.
AUGGCGCAUGCUGCUCGGCACGUUGUGAGAGCUCCGCCGCCUGGCCAGUUCGAUGCCAUAGUCCUUGGGUCCGGAGUUUCGACAGCGGUUCCGCAAUUGAGCCACAUUCUCCAUGGACGUUGUGACUCUGCAAACACAGCCAUUCGCAAGGAUGGCCUUGCUGUGUGCCAGGAAGCCGCUGAGAAUGCUGCUUCAAAGAAUCGUCGCCUGAACGUAUCCUUGCUCGUGCGCUACAGCCCAGCAGACGGUAGCCGAGUUCGGCACAUCAUGGUUGACGCAGGAAAGACAAUGCGGCAGGCUGCCCUGGCUGCGCUCCCCCAGUAUGGCGUCAAGUCCAUCGAUGCCCUGCUUUUGACGCACGGCCAUGCAGACGCAAUUUUGGGCAUGGAUGACCUGCGAGACCUGCAGGUAACAGAGAAGGUUCUUGACGAUGAGGGGCAGCAUAUUGGAUAUCGUCUGGCCGAUGGAGCUGGACCGAUGCAGAUCAUCUCCAACAAGAUGACUCUGGACCGAGUCCGGGAAGUUUUUCCGUAUUUGCACGAACUUCCUGACUUGGUGCGCCCGGGCGUCCUGCGGCGCCGCAUUGCGUACACGGAAUUUCAUGAAGUCCCUCAUGACAACGCUGCUAUCGAUAUCGAGGGUUUACCCAUCAAGUUGUUUCCCGUUUGGCAUGGAGGCACUUACGUGUCUCUGGGAUUUGCUUUCGGUGCCGAAGGCAACUCAGGCUAUCCCCUGGUAUAUAUUUCAGAUAUCAAAGAGCUCCCACCAGAGACCGCGGUUUGGUUGGAAGCUGCAGCGCAAAGCGGUAUUGACGUUUUCAUGGUGGACGCGCUCUCGAGAACCCCGCACCCCACGCAUAUGUCCUUCGACGAAGCGCUGGAGCUGGUUCGAAGACUGCGACCGCGAAGGAGCUUCUUUGUUGGGAUGGACUCCUGUGCAAUGGGGGAUCAUGAUGAGGCAUCCUGGCUGCGCAUAAUCCGUCUCCUAAGUAGGAGUGCUUCCCAUUGA